ACAAACCCAGGAAGUACCAAGAACUAACAGGCUGGGAAGGGACUGCUGCUGUGGUUUCUUUUGCCGUUAUUCAUUCAAAGAGUGAGGCAAGGAAACAACAUUGACAGGGGAAGCUGACUUGUAACCUGAGACGUCUACAUUUUCCACCACACCAUAGAAAAAGUGGGCCGGUCUUGGGCCUGAAACUCCCGGGCUGAAAAGUGGCCCCACUCCGGCCCUGUGUCCCUGUGCCAUGAGGUCAUCUUCCCUCCUCCUCCUCUCCUUCCUCGCGAGUGUGGCGGCUGUCCGGGGGGCUUCGGACUUUAGAGUCUGUGCCUUCAACCUCCAUCACUUUGGGGAUUCCAAGACCAAGAAAAGCGCUGUCAUGCACACUCUUACUAGGAUCAUAGCUCGCUGUGAUGUGUGUUUGCUUCAGGAAGUGAGAGACAGUAAAGCAACAGCUUUACCACAGUUGCUUACAGGUCUCAACAGCUAUGACACUGAACAUAAGUAUGACGCCGUGGCCAGUGUGAGGCUGGGCAGGUCAGAAUCAUAUCAGGAGCAGUAUGUGUUCGUGUACAGGACUGAUACAGUGACUGUCACUGGCCAGUAUCAGUAUCCAGAUGAUCGACCAGGUGAUGUUGAUGCUUUCUCCAGAGAGCCUUUUGUCGUCCGCUUCAAAGCCCCCAAGACAGUUAUAAAGGAGUUCGUCCUCAUACCUCAGCACACCACUCCAGUCAACACCACUAGGGAGCUUGAUGCACUGUAUGAUGUUUUACAACACAUGAAAAAGCUGUGGAAAACUCAGAAUGUGAUGCUUCUUGGGGACUUCAACGCUGACUGUGGCUACCUCGCUAAGAAGAACAGGAAGUAUGUGCGCCUGAUUACGGACACGGAGCUUGUUUGGCUCAUUGAAGACAAAACUGACACCACCGUGCGGUCGACCACCUCCUGCACCUACGACAGGAUCGUUGUACAUGGGGAAACAUUUGUCAGAGAAAUUGUGCCUCUUUCGGCCAAACCAUUUAACUUCCAAACAGAAUACCGACUGACAGAGGAGCAGGCACUGGAGGUCAGCGACCACUACCCGGUGGAGGUCCUGCUCAAGGUCAUCAAGUCAAAAGUCCCUUUCAAUGGUGCCACUUCUUUGGCACUAACUGGCACAGAGGAGACGACAAAUCAGUUCACAUCUCACUCAAAGUUCCUAUCUUUGUUUGUCCUCAGCCAUUAUGUCUUCCAAAUGUUAACAUGGUAGUUUAAUAAUAUAUCCUGUUCAGGUUUUUGUCUGAGGGCAAUCUCAGGGCAGCUCACUUAAUGGACUGAUGAGAACUGUAUUAUUCCCCAGUGUGUCGACACACCAAACGUCAGUAUUAUUAUCCACAGAAAAGGUCCUCCAUGUUGGGUUCAGGUUUAGUAGAUAGGAGUCAUCAGUAGGAUUUCAUUUUAAGAAUCUUUGUUUUAUUGCAGUGCAGCAAAAAACCCUACAAAAAAAUUCUGAUAUGAUAGAGAGGAUCAGGCUGCGCAUUAUAUUACAGGAUGACAUUUGCAGUUCCAUCAAAUUUUUUAUAGGAAGAAAAUGUCUUAUCUAGUAGACGCUUGUUUCAUACAAGCGCCAUAUGCGCACUCAUGCCGUGGUAAAUUGCACAGUUGGUGUUGUGAAGGCAGGUGAUGCGACUUAACUCAGCUGGUGGUAAGCUGCACCACACGCCAGACAAGAUUCAAUUCAAUUCAAUUCAAUUUUAUUUGUAUAGCGCCAUAUCACAACAUACAUUGUCUCAAGGCACUUUACAUAGUGAGGUCAAUAUUACAAUAUUACAGGGAAAACCCAACAAAUCC
Scophthalmus maximus (turbot) is the source of this 1815-nucleotide messenger RNA. It is a transcript of the gene dnase1l1, whose product is annotated as deoxyribonuclease I-like 1. The record is from RefSeq and is a predicted model, not a curated record. Gene Ontology annotation, biological process: DNA catabolic process. Bases 233 to 1234 code for a protein of 333 amino acids. Gene Ontology annotation, cellular component: nucleus. Gene Ontology annotation, molecular function: DNA nuclease activity. The transcript has 10 exons. NCBI's taxonomy places the organism in Eukaryota, Metazoa, Chordata, Actinopteri, Pleuronectiformes, Scophthalmidae.